Messenger RNA from Cajanus cajan (pigeon pea), 1270 nucleotides. RefSeq lists its product as uncharacterized. Gene Ontology annotation, cellular component: membrane. The record is from RefSeq and is a predicted model, not a curated record. NCBI's taxonomy places the organism in Eukaryota, Viridiplantae, Streptophyta, Magnoliopsida, Fabales, Fabaceae.
UGCUGACCAAUGUCAUUACAAUACAACACUUCAACUCAUAUUUCAUCGCCUCAUUAGUUUCCCCACAGCCACACACACCUCUCAUUUCUAGGCACAAGAAACUCCAACAGGAUCUCCACAUACAUAACAAUAGUUGAAGAAUUCAUACCCUUCUUCUCGUUCCUUUUGGAACCUAAUCAUUUGUAUAAGGUGGCAUAAGUUUAACUUCCCAACCAAAUCCAUAAAGUGCCUCCCCACAUUACAUCAUUUUGAUGCCAACACUUGGUCAGGAAAAGAGAGCCAAGUUUGUGCCUAUGCUGAGAAAUUAGACUCAAUUUUCCUUCCACUAAUGAGUAGUGAAAAUACUAUUGCAUCUUAAAAGCUUCAAUGGGUUUGGUUCAUCCAUGGAUUUGCAUGAAAGCCAUUAGCAUUAGAGGCAGAAGAAGGCUUCUGGGGUGACAUUCAUGGGGCUACACAGAUGGUGGCAUGUUACAUUGGCAUGCAAGUUUCAGUUGUUAGAUUGCGCAGUUUCUCUCUAUGGUUAAGAGGAAUGAAUUUUAGUUUCUUCAAUCUUCCACCACGGAUUGUGUCACAGCCUAAUGAGAAGAGAAUAGUUAUUUUAUUUGAAAACUUGGGGCAUUGGUCUUCUCAUUAUUACAAUGUGUCUAACUACACAAUGGUGGCUCCAGUUUUUGGUCUUAUGGCCUACAGUUCCUCAGAAUCAGCAUUCAUUAAUCAGAAUAUUGACUUUACCAUCCGUGGUGACCCCAUCAGAAUUCGUUUUCCUCUUGCUGAGCAACAUGGGAAAAAUAACACACCAAUUUGUGCCAAGUUUAGUGUUGAUGGAUUGGUGAAAUUCAUAAACAUGAGUAAGCCAUAUGUCUGUGAAGCACGUAGCCAAGGGCACUACACUCUUGUAGUUCCAUCUUCUCCAAAAGAACCUCACACACGAAGCAAGAGAUUUACUAUAUGGUGGGUGUUAGGAUUUGUAAUAGGUUUUGUUGGGUUGGUUAUUUUGGUUUUGAUAUUGCUAGCUUUGGUUAAGGAGGCCAAGAGGAGAAGAAUAAGAAAAUUGGAGAGAAUAUCAUCAGGAGGUGAGCUUUUUGAUACAUUUUGGAUUGGAGAAACUAAAUUGCCUUUAGCUUCAUCGAUUAGAACCCAACCAAUCCUUGAGAAUGAAGAUGCCAUUCGUUAAUAGUUCAUUGGUGAUCAAUUUUUCCUCAUUUCUCUAUCUUGUAGUAUUAAUUACCUCCUGCAAAUGAAUCAGUACACAAAUGUGGUUUGUUUUGAA